GUUGGUGUCAUUCAAGGAUAUGGCUGUGGAUUUUACUCAGGAAGAGUGGCAGCAAUUGGACCCUGUUCAGAGGACCUUGUACAGGGAUGUAAUGCUGGAGAUAUAUAGUCACAUGGUCUCAAUGGGGUAUCCUGUUUCCAAACCAGAUGUCAUUUCCAAAUUGGAACAAGGAGAAGAUCCAUGGAUCAUAGACACAGGCAUGCCAAACUGGAUCUACCCAGGUGCAGAUCACGCAGCUCCUCUGUUUACUCACUGUCAUGGGCCAGCAGCUCUCCAAGACUCCUAAUGAUGAAGAACACCAGGAUUUUUUCUCAAGUUUUGAAUAUUUUAAGAACUUACAUAUGAAAAACAAAUUCAUCCCUCAAGAAACCAUCACUGCAAUCGAGUUACACUUGAAAAAAGGAGACAUUCGGGCAACAAAUGCUGUGAUCACUACUGCAUUAAAAGAAAUCAAUAGUACACAACUCAACAUUGCUGUGACAGGGGAAUCUGGAGCAGGAAAGUCCAGCUUGAUCAAUGCACUUAGAGAGGUUAAGCAUGACUCCAAAGAUGCAGCUCCCACUGGGAUAACUGAAACAACCAUGAAGAGACAGCCAUACACUCAUCCAAAGAUUCCCAAUGUCACGUUGUGGGACUUACCUGGCGUAGGAACCACCAAUUUCAAACAAAAAGAUUAUCUUCAGGAAGUACAGUUUGCUGAAUAUGACUUUUUUAUUAUUGCUUCUGCUACACACUUCAAGGAAAGUGAAAUAGAACUGGCCAAAGUGAUCAGACUUAUGAAAAAAAAUUUGUAUUUUGUGAGAACCAAGGUGGACCUUCACAUAACAAAUGAAAAGAGAAGUAAACCAUCCACAUUUAAUAAAGAGGCAGUCUUGCAGGAAAUCCGAAACAACUGUCUGGACAACUUGAAGAAGAAUGGCAUGAUCGAACCACAAGUCUUCUUGAUCUCUAACAAAGAUUUAUCUAAGUAUGAUUUCCCAAUCCUAAUAAAUGCCCUAAUAAAGGACAUCCCUGUUCAAAAGCAGCAUGCUUUUAUGCUCUCCUUGCCUAGUAUUACUGAGGCAGCCAUUGAAAAAAAGCGAGAGUCUCAAAAGAAGUACAUCUGGCUAGAAGCCUUGGUGGGUGGACUAUUGGCUACCCUUCCUGCAGUGGGCAUGAUGAGUGCCGAAGACAUGAAGAAGCUGAAAGCAAGUUUAAACCACUUUCAAGUCCUGUUUGGAGUGGAUGAUUCAUCACUGAAGAGUUUGGCUAAGGAUUUGCAAGUGCCGAUGGAAAAACUCAAGGCAAUGAUGAAAUCUCCAAAUUUGUUGGAAAAGGAUAAUGAAAAAAACCUAAUGGAAAAACUUUUGGAAUAUGUGGAGAAAUUCUGUUCAGUUAAUGGAGGUCUGCUUGCUACAGGAUUUUACUUUAGUAAAAUUUCUUACUUGAAACUGCAUUUCCUUGACACAGUGGCUGAAGAUGCUAAAAUCAUCCUUAAAGAAGCAAUCACAUGCAGUGCCACGGGUUUAGCUCAGCAGCAUUAAGGCUUGCCUUGCAAGCACGCAGUCAUGAGUUUGAUUCCCGGUACAAAAAAAUAAAGAAUCAUAUUCAAAAUUCAAACUUACCCCACCCUAAAGCUGCUGAUUGUAAUAAAACCUAAUGUUCAACACCAGAGUCAUAGGUAAAUUCCCCAUUCUAAUAUAUUUUCUUUAGAAGUCCUUGCACCUUAAUUAUGGAAAAAUGCUAUCUCAGGGAGUUAAGUCUGAUAAAAAUUAGUAUACAGUCAGACAGAGACUAGAUUCUCAAAGAAAGUCAGUGAAAAAUAAAGACAUCAGAAUUGUGACUGGAGGUGCAUCUGAAACAGGCUAGGCCUCUAAUGACCAGUUGUAUAUAUCUCCCUAAGAGAUAGACAUUAUAUUGACUUAUAUCCUGUACUUAUUAUACCACUCAGUCUAGUAAUUCCAGAUAGGAAUCAGUUGUCCAGGUGGGUGACCAGAAUAUAUGGCCCCAUUCUGUCCUCAAAAUGUCUUUGUUCUUUCCAUGCACUCUUGCUUCAUGACUCAUUUCAUUACUGGAUCAAUACUAGCUAAGCAGCUAUAUCUGUAAUCCUAUAAUUGAUUAUAGUUUGACCCACAUUGUACCUACACUAUGACUUUGUAGUAAAACUACCCCUGACAGAGGGCGUCAGUGGCUACCAUAUUUGUGACCCUUCUUGGAAAUUCAGUUCUUCUUUCCUCAUUUCCAAUAAAAUUCUCCUAACUUA
Cavia porcellus (domestic guinea pig) is the source of this 2242-nucleotide messenger RNA. Its product is annotated as interferon-inducible GTPase 1. Gene Ontology annotation, molecular function: GTP binding; GTPase activity. The transcript is spliced from 3 exons. The record is from RefSeq and is a predicted model, not a curated record. NCBI's taxonomy places the organism in Eukaryota, Metazoa, Chordata, Mammalia, Rodentia, Caviidae. Gene Ontology annotation, cellular component: endoplasmic reticulum membrane. Gene Ontology annotation, biological process: cellular response to interferon-beta; defense response. Bases 258 to 1523 code for a protein of 421 amino acids.